Messenger RNA from Linum tenue, 1838 nucleotides. The record is from the annotation of a GenBank genome assembly. NCBI's taxonomy places the organism in Eukaryota, Viridiplantae, Streptophyta, Magnoliopsida, Malpighiales, Linaceae.
UUUAAGAAAAUCGAUAACGGAAAACCCUUUUUCUCCGCUUGCAUUACUGCAACUCCCUCCUUUCGCGAGUAUUUCGCCUUCCCGAUUGUGGCUUCUUCACCAUGGAAGAGGAGCCCAGUAUCCUCGAAGCCUUACUCGACGAUGGAGAAGAAGACAUCGAGAUGGUCGACGUCGAAGAGGGCCAACUCUUCGAACAAACUACCGACGCCACCGCCCAGACCUCCGGCGAGGCUAACAACAAUGGCGGCGGAGGCGGAGAGUCUCUUGACACCGCUAUGAAUCCGGGUAAAAAGAAGAGGAAGAAGAACAGGAAGAACAAGAAGAAGAAGCAGCAGCCCAGCAGUGGUCCGGCUCCUCCCGUGGAAAUAAAUAGGUUUGUGAUAGAUACGUGUAGGCGUCUGAAAGAGAAGAAAUCGUACUUGAUCUACUCUGCUGUGGGGACUCUUGGUGUUGAGGCCUUGAGUGAUCUGGUCAGAGAGGUUUGUUUUCUUCAUCAAGACGUUCACUUACUGAUUCCCCUUUCAUCUUUUAUGGUGUUAAUCCUUGUGGAUGCUAUUCAGUCAUGUGGGGGACAGAUGACUGCAGAUGGCAAGCGUUCUCGAACUGGCGGUGGGAUAUUAUGGAACAUCUUAAAGGCGAGAGAACCUGCAGCAUACAGAGAAAUUAUGAAACAAGCAAAGGCGUUUGAGAAGCAAUUAUUUAAGCAACAGAAGAUGAUGAUGCGAUCAGCUAAUGCAGAAACUGUAGUAGGGUUGUGUAAUGAAACUGCAAAUGCAAUCACUGAGGACGCGACUCCAACAAAAUUUGGCGAGCUUGUGCCUGAAAGCCAACAACUUGUAAAGGACAAUGGUGAGAUGAAGCGCGGUUCGGUUCAUGAUAGGAUUAGGGUACCUGUUUCAUAUGAGGAUUUGAUUCAGGAUGAACCAGAGGACAGUUGCUCAUAGCUUCUUUGGCGUGGAAGGUGUGUAAAUACUUGGUCAAAAGAACAGCUACAUUUUUUUGGGGUGGGGGGUUCAAUUCUUGCUUUCUGACGAAUGUCUUUUGAACUGUCAUAGUCCCCAAUGGAAUGCAAUGGUUAUGUGGGAGUUCUGGUAUGUUUCUCUCAUGUAUUUUGCCUUUCAAUUUUACAUGAAGUCCAUCUUCCUUAUGAAUACUUGACAAAUUUAAUUGAAUGAAGAAGAAAGGUACAAGUCAAUGUGGUAAAUUUCGAAUGCCAGCUAGGAUGUAAAUGAAGAGGUGGACAACUACAAGGUUGGGAACCUUGUGAAGUUCUCUGCUCGUGGGAGAUGCGGUGCUAAACUCGCCACUGGAUCAGUAAUGUGCCACACAAGGAUCUGAAAGGAGUCCCUCCAGAUCAUCUUCAAGGGGAGUUGAGACCUUGGACACAGUCCCACAGUACCUGAAGACUGAUAAUAGAAGUGAGAGAUGUUGAUCGCAGCUCCACAAGAACCACAGCCCUCGACUUAGGCAAGUCCCUUCUCUUUUCCCCUGUUUGGAUCCUGGAUUGCAGAACAUUCAAACAAAGUACUGUUGUUGUAAUCAAACCUAAAAUCCCUGUAAUCUAGUUUAGGAUCCGUGACUCCCAGGUGGCAUUUGGCUCCUGUGGAACUCCAUCGAAACCAUGAUCUAUGUCAUUCGUGUGGGAUGGACAUAUGCCACUGGGUUUUAGGCAGCCCACGUCUCGUGCAACUGUAUGUGGGGAAUGGGUCGUAGUUUGGUGGACGAAUGGGGAAUGAAUUGCGAGUAAACGACGCCACAAGUUCUGGAAAACUACGAAGGACCCAUGGAAAUAGAAUAGGUAGAAAGAAUUCUGCAUAUCCAUGAUUGUUGUUACGAAC